AUGAUCGGCAUGGGUUUUAUUGUGAUCCGAGCAGCUGAAAGAUCAAAAAAUUCGGUGAUCUCUCAUGGAAAAGAGAUUCCAUCCACUCUCGUAGUAAAGUCAAAUCGCUUCAACAUAAUCACGGCGAUUCGAGGAUUUUCGCAAUGUGAAUCCCGUUUUUUGGAGACUGUUGUGAAAUUGAAGGAAGAAGUAUUCUGCACUGUCCAACAAGCUCGAUACAAGGCCAAGUUUGCUGUUUUCAACACAAGGAAUGAAGAAAUACCAACAACAGUUUACACCGGCACUCAACAACUUUAUGCAUUGGUUAUUGUUUCUUUAUUGGUUCAGCACUUAGCACCUCAAGAUGAGCUCCAGUUGGUGUUGACGCUGAUCUUCGAUACGGGCACAAAAAGAUCAAAGUCCUUGCCUCCUUACCUCCAUACUUUUCUGCACAAGGCAAACCGAAGUCAGGUGCUGUGUAGCUUCAAGUCAAUGAAUCAUCCGCUGGAUUACACUGCUGAGGAAAAUGGCCAAGGGCGUCGCCGUAAAAAUGUUUCCUUGGUCGACGGCAUCUCACACUACACGGAAACGACAACUCGUAUGGAACAGAUUCACUUCAUCAACAAAUGGUCGAUUGAGCAAUUCAGCGUUCAACAAGAGCUUUGUCCCCCCGGUGAAUCGGUGGAAGGAAGUUGCUUCGGAUCGGGCCCUUACAAGUUUCAACUUCGACUCUAUCCAUCUGGAAAAGAUGAGGAUUGUAGUGGAUACAUUUCGCUUUAUUUGCUGAUUAAAGACUGUCCAUCAAGCCGUCUCUCCUUCAGAGUCAACUUUUCGCUGGAUACACUUGAUGGCCCAAGGAAUUGUGCGCUCAACAAGAAUGUCGUCACCAUCAAUCGCGGAGGAAUCGUCACUGCCAGCAAAUUCUUCUCUCUGGAUUCUUUGAAGUCACGCGGCAAUCGCUUGCUUCCCGACGAUACACUGACGGUGUCGGUUGAAUUGGUGGUGUUCGGCGAACUUCACAACGACAAAAGCGAAAUCGAAUUGUCUGACGUUGAUGAGGAACCCGCGGAGGCCACUGGACGACAAAAACAAUCUCUUACGAAUGCUUCUUUCUUCUUGAUGGAUCGUAAGCGCAAAAGUGCUUUAAGUGAUGGGAUGCAACAAGGAAUAGCCGUCCCCGAGGAUGAAUAUGAUGGUGGUUUCUCGUCACUUCUCGACUCGGGUGAACUGACCGACUUUUCAAUCAUUUGCGGAAACAAUGAAAUCAAGACUCAUCGUGCUGUGCUGUUCGCUCGAUCUGGAUAUUUUCAAGGAGUCUUUCGCAGUCAAUACUCAACUGAAAACCAAGCUUCAAAGGUGGAGCUGAAAGAUAUAGACCCGGAUGUGUUGACGGCUGUUGUAAACUAUAUGUACACUCUCAAUUGCCCACAAAUUUCGUCAAUGUCGUCUCGUAUUGCGCGAGCUGCUGAUAGAUUUAUUAUGCCUGGAUUGAAGUCCCGAUGUGAAGCAUUUCUCCUCAACGAUGUCUCUGCGCACAACGUUUCCGAACGCCUGAAGACCGCCUAUGAGCUUCAGAUGAAUAAGCUUAAACGCAAAACCGUUGGCUACUUUGCUCGCAACCGAGAGGAAGUCGUCAAAACUGAGGAAUGGAAAGAUCUUCGACGCUUGGACCCCGAAUUGUCUGGACAAAUUGUGGAGGAUGCCUGGAAGCUGGCCGAAAACAACAAAUAUCCAUCGGUGAAGCGUCGCCGUGCUAGCGAGACGGAUAUU
Molecule: messenger RNA, 1749 nt
Organism: Mesorhabditis belari
Lineage: Eukaryota; Metazoa; Nematoda; Chromadorea; Rhabditida; Rhabditidae
Source: the annotation of a GenBank genome assembly